This is a messenger RNA of Tetrahymena thermophila SB210, 1725 nucleotides long. Its product is annotated as transmembrane protein, putative. The record is from RefSeq and is a predicted model, not a curated record. Lineage: Eukaryota; Ciliophora; Oligohymenophorea; Hymenostomatida; Tetrahymenidae. The transcript is spliced from 4 exons.
AUGAACUUUAUUAGUCAAUUUUUUGUAUUUCUCAUGCUCUUUACUUUAUUAAAUGGAGAGAAAGAAAUGGGUGAUUUAGAUUCUAGAAGAGAUAAUAACAACAACUUAUAUCAAGGAAAACUUAGAUUAUCAUCAAAUUAAUUUCAGAAAUAAGAAGUUGGAAAAUAUUAGAGAAAACUUUAAGACUGUAAACAAGAUUAUUUAAGAAGAUUUUGUAAAAUAUUAGAAAGAUAUUAAAUCACUAAAAAUCUAACUAAUAAGUGCUUUACUUCUAAUAUUGAUUGUCUAAUUCCUUUAUAAAUUUCGUGUAGUAUAAGCUAAUCAAAUAACUAGAAAAAUUAAAUGAAUAAGUAUAUAAAGCAAGGAAUGUAAAAUGAAAAAUUGAAAAGAUAACUUCAACAAUAUUAAAUGAACAGCUAAAGCUUAUUUAAUAACAGAUAACUAUUCAAUAAUAUAAUAGAUGUUAUCUCUAUAAUUAACAUUUCAUUCAUAGUUAUUUUCUCUAUAUUCACAAACUAUGGAUCAAUUAUUGGGUGGAUUUUUAUUCAAAAUUAAUAAAUAAUUGGUAAUUACAUAUUUACUCCUAAUCUAAUUUUAGUAUAAAUGAACUAAUUUGAAUUGAAAUCUAGCUACGCUCAUCAUAUAUUUACCAUUAUACCUAACAAAUUUUAAUUUUUAUCAUCUGACAAUCAAGUUUUACUUGAAUUCAACCAUUAUAAUACAAUACUUAAAAUAGAUGACUUCUGGAGCAGUUUGUUGAUCAACUGCUUUUUAUCUUUUAUCUUGCUCGGAAUAUCUAUUCUUCUUUUGUUUAUAUUUUCACUCUUUUAUAAAACUAAGGAUUUAGAUUUGACCCUAAGCUUACUUUAAAAAAUUUACAAUUUUAUUAAGUGGAAUAUUUUUGUUUAUCUGCUGAGAAUAAUUGGAUGUUUUUUAAUGUUUGAUUCGGUGUUUGUAUUAUAUUAGAAAAAUAACACCUCUAUAACUGACUACAUUUUCAGUGUAAUAUUUAUGAUUUUUUAUAUAGCGUUACUCACAUACUGGAGCUAUAUCAUAGGAUAUUAAUAUGAAAAAAUAAAAUUUGAAGAUAUCGCCCAAUACUAAACUCUAGUAUAAUAAAUAGACGUAUCAAAUAGAAUUUCAAGGAUAUUUUGGAUUUUAUUUGAAUGGAAAAAACUAAUUAUCUCGAUAUUUUAAGCGUUUUUUGUUCUAGAUUAAAACAAGUCAUAAAUUACUUGUUGGAUUCAUGUUGGAAUUAAUACAAUUUUUUUGAUUUAUUUAAUAUGGAAAAGGCCUUUCCUAUACAAUCUAGUUAAUAUUAUGAUAAUUUCUUUAGAGACAAUUAAUAUAGCUUUGAUUAUUUUUCUUGGCAUAAUAACUAAAGAAAAUAAUCUUUAGACAGCUUAAUUACCAUCCAAUUAUUUGACAUAAACAAUGCAUGACUGUUACAGAUAUACAAUGAUAGGAUUUAUUUCAUUGUCAAUAAUAUUUUAAACCUUCUACAUAAUACAAAAAAUAGUUAAUAGCCUUAAAAAAAAUUAAUAAACAGCUUAAGGAUAAAAAAAGCAAGAAUUAUGUUUAACUGUUUAGGAAACAAACGAAGAAAAGCAAGAUUAAAUUUACGAAUUUCUAUAUUAAUACAAUUUUUAAAGUAGAAAUUACUGGUAAAAGAGAGUUUAAACAGAUAAGAAAUUACGUUUUAACCAAGAUUGGAAUAUAUAUUGA